CCGCCCGUCGGUAGUCGUUUUAAGCAGGUACCCGGUGAGCGUUUGUUGUUUUUAGGAACUUAGCAGCCCAGCCGCGGCGAAAACUCUUGUUUUUGGCAAGAAAGGAGGAAGGACCGCGGAGGAUGUGUGGGUGGGCGCUUAUGGCUAAUUAGCUUUACGCUUGCUAGCAUUCAUUUUAUUGAGAGUAAAAGGAAAUGGCCAAAGAAGGCCAAACGCAGAAGAAUGCCAAGCGCUUUGUACCACAACGGAGACAUCGUUUUUGCGUUUCUUAGCCCAGUUAGCUAGCGGCAUCUCAUAAGCGUAAAGUCAGACCCGUAGCAUAGCUAGCCAGCUAACUGUUAGCUACUAGCGCAAAAUGGCCUCAUUGUCGCUCGGUAGCUCUGAUGCUGAAAAGACAAAGCAUGCGGCAGUCACGGCCAGCAGCUCCGUAGCGCCUUUUCCAGCCGCUGGAACGGCUCUAAGUUGGCGGCUGAUAGUGAUUACAAUACGUUUUUAACGGAGAAUGGGACAAUUAAUGCCGCCGUGUUGUACGUUUAUUUAUUCAUUUAGUACGGCGUGCUGUGAAAGUGCUGGGUUUUCACUGUGCAGUGGGGGAUGGGUCAUGCUAGGAGCCAUUGACGUAAAGCGAGGCUGCAUUUUGUUUGGCUUCUGGCUCCUAGCAUAAUACAAGAGCUGUUUAUUAGUAUCUUUACUACCUGACACGAUGUGAAGUAUCGCUGCCGUACGUGGUUUUUAAUUAUAACAUUAUUAUUUUAUAUUACCUGACUCCAGUACUGCUUGCGUAAUUUCAGUGAGGUGAUUUUUUUUCCACUUGAUUUCUCAUUUCCUGAUAUCUGCUAGACAAGUUUUUGAUCAUAAUGUGUGUCAGCAUUUUCUUGUUGAAUAUUGCUAAAACAGUGUUACUGCGUUUACUGUCAAGGACAUCAUAUAAGAACGUAAUAUGCAUGUGAAUGUGGUUUAAAUGGCAGGAAUGUUUGUGAUUUUAUUGUACUGGACAUCACGUCUAGUUAGAUCUCAAUCACUACAAUUAAGCACCUAUAGCAGACAAAAUGUUUAAGGUCAAUAUAUGUAAUAUUUAAAAAAGUUAUGCACAAUAAAUCUUAUAAUGUUUUAAAAAUUGACAGCUUGUCAGAUGUUUAUUCACUUUCAGGCUGUUGAGGCUUGUUUUUUGUGUAAAUGAAUUGAGUUUUGUGUCAUUAUUAGGUGAUUAAUUAGUUUGUCCAGAAAGGUGUUCAUGUAAUUGUGCUCAAUCAGCGUAAUUGAUUAAGAAAAUAAUAGCACUAUUAGUGAGAUUUUGGUAAUCAAUAUAUCCUUAUUAAUAGACCUACAGGCGUGUGUUUUUUGCACUGUUUUGUCUGCUACAGGUGCAAGAUCAGAAUGAUUAAGGUAAAAGGUGUUUUCAGUCAGAUGGGAGUUUUUUACAAUAAAGAAAACAAAUAUUUACCAUUCUAUAGAUUUUUGUCAUUUUCAGUUAAUUAAAUCUCCAAGUAGAAUCCUCGAGAUGUAUCUCUAAAAUGCUAGUUAAUUGGGAGUUCAAAAACCAGAUUUAUCAAUAUACCUGUUGAAAAAAAAGAAAAUCUGUCAUGUACAAAACUGUUUUUUAAUCCUCUGUUUAGUGUGCUUUCUCUCAGGUUGUAGGUAUUUGUGGUUGUAUUUCAUUUUCCAUCUGAAUUUUUACACAUGUUGUUGUUUUUCCUUUAGGGAGAUAGUGCUCUCUAGUAUCUCUUGUUUAACAGGGACCAGCACAGUUGCACUACACAAGAAGACAUCAUAUGUCUUGUCCAUAAUUGUUUUCUCACCCUUUGUAUUUUAGAUCCCCGGGUACCUUCAUAAAUGACUUUUUUCCUAUUCUGUCCACUGUCAGGAAAUGUUAUUCUGUAUGCAAGCGAGGACUGAAAGACCUCCAGACUGUACAUUAGAUCCACUUUUUUAUUAUUGGUGUUAAUUAUAACUUUUUAAAACAUGGUGCUGAUUCCAGAUUCCAUGUGAUCAAUCAGGUGAAGACAGUAGCUGUUAUUUAAUCUUUCUUUCUCAUUUUAUGUCAUGUGUGUAUAGAGGCACAGUACUUCCUCUGUUGAUGGGUCACGUAAAGGAGAGGUUACAGUCAAUUCCUAAUUAGAAAUCACUAGAUUUGAUUACAUGUUUGAUUAUAUGCUGAUUAACUGUAAAAUGUUGAAUUAUGUGGUGUUUUUGUUAUCCCCGUUUUAGUUGUAAAAUCUUGCACAACACCCCCGAGUGCUGCAAUGUGUUAAUCGUAAGAUGGUAUGUAUUUUCCACAGAUUAUAUGACCUCAGUUUUGCCUGGCAUCGUGAGAUGGAAAAAAUAAAACCCUUCUUUGAUGGUAGUUGGUAGAAGUGGGCAGUUUUUGUAAAAUUGUUAACAAAUCUUUGUUGCUUGAUUUCCACUCUAUAAACCCAAAUGCUAUGCUUUUACAGUCCAACGUGUAUCAGUACUGUUUUCACUGUACCCCUGGUUUUACUUUUUGUGAUUAUUUUGUUUAAAAAAAAAAAAAAAAAGUAUCACAAAUAGAAAUUUGGAGCAAGUGGAAUCAUUCACCCAAAUGCCCUGCCCACAGGUUCUCACAGAGCGGAGACACAGCCAGACACUGCACACUACUUUUCUGUCUGAUGGAAAAUUAAAUGCCACAGGCUGCUGUUCAGAGCUCAGUCUCCUAUUUACUUGCAUCACGUUUAUUCUGGGGAGUCAGAGGGCCUUCAAUGUUGGCAGGAGUGGUGUGUUGUUCCUGUAAGACAUCUGUGUGCUCCAAACGGUGUGCAAUAAGGAAGUUGACUCUACUUUUCUUCCCCUCCCUCAGUGAAGAGAAAGUGAAAAUCUUGCUCUACUAGUUUUCUUUAAGCGCGUCGUGAGUAGACCUUGAAACCUGAUAUCCCUUGUUAAUAUUAGUGGGUCAUGGUGGUAUGUUGUAUUGUCAAUAUUGUAAAUGCUGUUAUUUUCCAUAUUAUCACCUUUACCCAUUAAAAGCACCUUAUUGAAUAGGAUAUUUUCUUGAUCACAGGUGGCAGUGGGAAAGAAUAUAAGUGCACUGAUCAUGUAACUUGAGUGCUGUUUUUGUUUUCUGACAAAGGUCUCUCUAGUCUGUGCUUACUUUGAUGCAGCGUCGGCAUUUAGUUGGUAACCAUGCUAUUUUCGGUGGCUCAGUGGUCUGUUAAAAGUGUGGUUGUUCCGCCCAGCAGGAGUCUUGCCUCAGACUGGCCUAAAAUGGGCAGAAAUGGUGCUGAACAAAAGCUGCUUGUCGCUCGUACAAAAGUACUUGAAGCGUUGCAGCCGGGACCAAGCUGCAUUGCUAUUGCCUGUGCCUCUCAACAGGAAAGAGAGACAACAUGUUCCCGAAGGGCACCAAGCGCAAGUUCUCAGACUCCGGGGAGGAGCCGGUCUCCAAUGGUGAGCAGGUCCUGCCGGCAGCUUCAUCUGCGGCGGCUCGGACGCUGUCGUCCUCUUACAGCCUACAGCGGCAGUCGCUGCUUGACAUGUCGCUGAUCAAGCUGCAGCUCUGUCACAUGCUGGUGGAGCCGAACCUGUGCCGCUCGGUGCUCAUCGCUAACACGGUGCGGCAGAUCCAGGAGGAGAUGACCCAGGACGGCACCUGGCAGAUAAUGACCCAGGCCCUGGCUGCCGCUCAGUGUCCUGCCGACCGCCUGGUGGCCACCGAGGUGCUGUGCCGGCAGACGGAUGCGGCGGCUCAGGCCGGGCAGAGCCCAAAGCCCUUCUCGGUGGUUGGUUUGGAGGAAGGCUACCACUCUGAGGAGGUGGUGAUGGAGGGAGAUGUGGAGACAGAGGUCACCAUGUCCACUUUGUCGACCGUUUCCCCCCAGCUGUCCUCUGCUUCUUACCUGGCAGGUCCCUUUGGCAUGGGGCCCUGCUGGGAGGAGGAGGAGGAAGACGGUGAGUGCGAGGAGGAUGAAGAGGAGGACAGUGAGGAGUGUGUGUCGGAGGGAGAGGAGGGAGACCGGGACCACCUGAGCGCAGACUCCAGGACAGGGGAGCAGGUUUUUGGGACUUUUGAGAUCAAGCACCCGGCGCCGCCCCCUGACCCUGCACUCGAGGAACUGUUUUCAGACGUGGACCCGUCCUACUAUGACCUUGAUACGGUGCUGACAGGCAUGCAGAGCGCCCCAAAGAUGGGGCCUUACGAUCUGCUGGAGAGCCUUUCCUCUCACGGGCCGACGACCCUGAGCUCCAGCUCGAGCUGCAGGUCAGACCUGAACGAACUGGACCACAUCAUGGAGAUCAUAGUGGGAUCCUGAAACUCAGAACAUUCUUUUGGCCUGUACUGAUCCCUCAGACUCUUUCCAGACUAUGCACAGUACACAUGUGCGUGUUCUGUAUGUGGUAUUGUUACACAUGGAGACUGUUGGAGGUUUUGGGACAAGGUGGGAAAUUAACAGCAAGCCAAGUAGAUUUCGGGAUCGGCCGUUAGACGUGUAGUUAGUCUGCUCUAACGGCCGCUUAGGCAAGACGGCAGCUGCUGUUGGGACCUUCAUUUAUUCAAAAAAAUAUAAUUGGCAACAAGUGGUGAUGGUGAAACGAAUGAAUUUUGGGAUUCACGAGCCAUCCUGGCUUGUGGGCAAAGCGGUUAGUUUCCUACUUUGUCAAUGAAACCCAGAACAUGACAAUAUCUGUGAGAGGGCGAAGAUAAUUACCUAUACCAUGAUGCAUUCUUAUUUACGUACUUUCCAUGUUUACGUCUGUCAUACAUUCUGUCAUACUAGCUCCUUCUGGUCGUAUUCUCUGCCAUUUUGUCCAUUUCUAUUUAUUGUUACAUGGACUGAGGAACAAUUCAUCACACUACAUGCAUCAGAAACCAGAACAAAUUGUAAAUCCAAAUCUAUGAACCAAUGCAUAUUUUCCUAAAGAUUUGAGCAAUUAUGAAUGGAAUAUAUGUAUAUGUACGUAUGUGUAUAUAGAAAUAUAUUUUUUGCAUUAUACAGCUGGGGGAUUUUGCAAGUAUCAUUUGAUAUUAUUAUUUUUCCCUCCCAAGCGGUUUUUAAGAUUUUAAUGUAGCCAGACUUGAGACAGCGUCUUCCCAUGGUUUGGUAUAACAAGUUGACUGUAACUGGUGUCAGGGCUGGCAUUGUCACACUUUUUAGGCGCUGUUCUGUCAUUUUCUCAAAGCUUUAUGCAGGGCAGGGAAAAUACUGCUGCCACCAACCAAAUGCUGGUUAAGAUUUGACUGUUUCUGGUGAGGUAACAGUAUCCAGCCCUGCUUUACAUACAGAUCUAAUAACAGUAAUAAUAACAGCUUUUCCUCAAGCAUUUGGAGAAUCCACGGGGUGAUAACUGCAUCAAGAAGCCAUAUUUCUUUCUCUCAUUUGUUAGUACUACAAAUGAGGAAUUCUGUGUGUUAACCCAAUCUAAUUUAUUGUUUUAUUUAUUGUAUUUAUUAUAUCUAGGUACAGACAUGCCACAUUGACUUCAAAUCAACCAUGAGGCCCGAUGAAAUUAUAUUUAUCCAAAUUUCGCCCUCUGUUUUCAAUGCAGUACCUAUUUAUUCCUCACAUUUUUUGUUAUUAUUAGUAAUAAUAAUAACCGGGUUACUAUUCAAGUCACUAUGCAGCUCUGUCAUACGUGUUUCAAAAUGAUUGUAUACGACUCAAAUGUCCUUUAAUUCCUUUAUGCAAACAGUUGCCUUUCUCCUAAAGAUGUGGAAAAUCAAAUGCGUUUUUUCAAAAUUGUUCCUUAUCAUCGUGAUGAAGAGAUUAACUCAGGCAAACAAAAUGUAUUGACAAAAAUACAGUAUUACGACACGCUUAAUACCUUACCACAACACUCCUGAAGGAUGUCACUCUGGUCUGAAUGGGAGCUAGAACUUCAAAGACUAAUUACCGUUGUAAAAUGUAUGCAUUUUUUUACAUUAAGGAAAAAACAUUGUAGCAUCUUUGUAAAUAUUUUUUAUAAUAAAAGGUGCAACUAUU
Molecule: messenger RNA, 5933 nt
Organism: Chelmon rostratus (copperband butterflyfish)
Lineage: Eukaryota; Metazoa; Chordata; Actinopteri; Chaetodontiformes; Chaetodontidae
Gene: cdca4
Product: cell division cycle associated 4
Exons: 2
Coding region: 3342-4265 (307 amino acids)
Cellular component (GO): nucleus
Molecular function (GO): transcription regulator activity
Source: RefSeq, a predicted model, not a curated record